AUGGAUGCACUCUACGCCGGCACCGACUUUUCUUCAUUGAACUGGGCGGAACAAAAAUGGGUUGCCUGGUAUGUUUGGUGGGGAAAUCCAAUCAUUGCGACUGGAAUGCUUAGUUUCCUCAUGCAUGAAAUAGUCUAUUUCGGGCGUUCUCUUCCUUGGAUUAUCAUCGACGCCAUUCCGUAUUUCCAGAAAUGGAAGCUGCAGCCUAACAAGAUUCCAACUCCCCAAGAGCAAUGGGACUGUACCAAGCAGGUGCUUUGGGCUCAUCUUACUGUCGAACUCCCUGCUAUUUGGCUCUUCUACCCUAUGUCUGAAUUCGUUGGAAUGAAGACCUACCAAGUCCCCUUCCCUUCGCUAUCUACUAUGUCAUGGCAAAUCUUUUUCUUCAUGUUCUUUGAAGAUCUCUUCCAUUGGGCAGCACACCGAGCACUGCACACUCCUAUCCUUUACAAGUAUAUACAUAAAAUUCAUCACAAGUAUUCUGCACCUUUCGGCUUGGCAGCGGAAUAUGCCCAUCCUGCGGAGGUCAUGAUCCUCGGAAUGGGCACCCUGGGAGGUUCCUUGUUCCUCUGUCUUUUCACCGAGGUCCACUUCAUCUCGUUCUUCAUCUGGGUCAUCAUCAAGCUUUUCCAGGCUAUUGACGCGCACUCUGGUUAUGAUUUCCCGUGGUCGCUUCAGCAUAUACUUCCCUUUUGGUCGGGAGCCGAGCAUCACGACUUCCAUCAUAUGGCGUUUACCAACAACUAUUCCACUUCGUUCAGAUGGUGGGACAGAAUUUUUGGUACCGAUGACAAAUAUCUUGUAUACCGCGAGCGAGUCCAAGCUGCAAAAGCUCAGGCUCUUUCCAAGGAAGAUUUCUUAAAAGCUGAACAGGCGCUCAUGGACGAAGUUCUUGCAGAGGGACUCAAGGCUGAGAACGAAGUUGAAGAGCGUUCAAGCAGGAAGGUUAAAGUGCAGUAG
Molecule: messenger RNA, 960 nt
Organism: Lentinula edodes (shiitake mushroom)
Lineage: Eukaryota; Fungi; Basidiomycota; Agaricomycetes; Agaricales; Omphalotaceae
Exons: 5
Coding region: 1-960 (319 amino acids)
Biological process (GO): ergosterol biosynthetic process
Molecular function (GO): iron ion binding; C-4 methylsterol oxidase activity
Source: RefSeq, a predicted model, not a curated record